GUUUCGGUCACCCUCACCCAGACUAAAAAUAGCGUUGUCUUUUCUUACCGAAGAAUUCGUCUGCUUGUUCAGCUGCACACAACAAAUAUACCGAAUUUAAUGGCAAAUAUUGAAAUUUUGAACCAUAUGGAUAUGAACGUCAAUGCUUUCCUUGGAAAUGUAUAAAUACUGAAGUCGACUAUUAAUUGGCACUUAGUGUGUGUUACAUUUCUUACAAUUACCAGAGCUACUAAAUUGAAAUGAAUAUAUUUUUUUUUGUCUUGCUGUCCGGGCUGGCCUUUCAGCUCAGUGUCUCCAGUCUACUUCCGGCAAUAAGGACCGGUGUAACAAAAACUGUGUUCUCAUCUCCACAAAAUCUGAACACCAAUCAACGUACUGGGUGUUCGAAUUGUUUGCUAAGGAAUUUGCUAUGUGGCGUAGUGCGUACUGUAGGUGGCAAAAUCUUAACGAAUUUAUGUUGUGAUUGUACUCCGGAACCAGUGAAAAAAUGCCCAGAGUUUAAGUGCAUGGCUCUCCAAUGCCCUAAUGGAGAAAGGCCGACAUUUUUUCCCGACGGAUGCAGAGGAUGCAACGAAUGCGUUCCAGAGAUAAAUACAACAACUCCGGAACCGGAAAGUACAACAACUCCGGAACCGGAAUGUUCAACAUCUUCGGAACCGGAAUGUACAACAACGCCAGAACCAGAAUGUUCAACAAGGCCACCAUGCAAGAAGCUUUUAUGUAUUGAACCGAAUUGUGCUUACGGAAAAUUGCUAACAUUCUUUCCGAAUGGUUGUCCGGGCUGUCCGGUCUGCAAAUCAGCGCCUACUACUGCAGCGUCGGAACCAGAAGUCACAACCACACCGGAACCGGAAGUCACAACAACACCGGAACCAGAAGUCACAACCACACUGGAACCAGAAUGUACAACAACACCGGAAGCCACAACAACAUCUGAACCAGAAUGCUCAACUACACCGGAACCAGAAGUCAUGACAACACCUGAACCAGAAUGCUCAACUACACUAGAACCAGAAAGCAUAACAACACCGGAACCAGAAGUCACUACAACGCUGGAACCAGAAUGUACGACAACAUCGGAGCCAGAAGUUAUGACAACAUCGGAGCCAGAAGUUAUGACAACACCGGAACCAGAAUGUGCCACAUCGGAGCCAGAAGUUAUGACAACAUCGGAGCCAGAAGUUAUGACAACACCGGAACCAGAAUGUGCCACAACACCGGAACCAGAAGUCACAACAACAACCAAAAAGCCAUGCAAAAAAAUGCUAUGCAUCGUUCCUAAAUGUCUUAACGGAACGAUAGAAACACUUCUACCAAAUGGAUGUCCAGGAUGCCCUGUGUGUAUGACUUGAGUUGAAAUUUGACGGUUUUAUUGUUACAUUAAAAAGAACGGAAUUU
Bradysia coprophila is the source of this 1398-nucleotide messenger RNA. RefSeq lists its product as uncharacterized. The record is from RefSeq and is a predicted model, not a curated record. Lineage: Eukaryota; Metazoa; Arthropoda; Insecta; Diptera; Sciaridae.